Brassica oleracea var. oleracea is the source of this 865-nucleotide messenger RNA. Its product is annotated as thioredoxin H9-like. Lineage: Eukaryota; Viridiplantae; Streptophyta; Magnoliopsida; Brassicales; Brassicaceae. Bases 284 to 706 code for a protein of 140 amino acids. The transcript has 5 exons. The record is from RefSeq and is a predicted model, not a curated record.
UGGGUCUGACGGGGUCAAAUCAUAAUGGGAGGAGGAGGAAGAGCUUCAUCUCCAAUCAACGAGUAACGACUCCUCUAAUUUGGUAGCGUCCCCGUUACGACGCCGUUCUUCCUUUGAUUUUUCAUUCUCUCUCUCUCUACGUUUUCUCUGUCAAAAAUCUUCAACCUUUAGCCUCUCUGAUCGCAUCCAAAACUCCAAAAGGUCUCCGUUGUUACCGUUUCAGAUUCCCGUGGGACUUGCAAUAAAACAAAAAAGAAAUCGACUUUGUGUUUCAGACAAUUCGAUGGGAAGCUGUGUCUCUAAGUGCAAAGAAGACGAUGAUUCAAUCCACAACGUUGAUUUUUCCGGUGGCAACGUUCAUCUGAUCACAACAAAAGAGAGCUGGGACGAGAAACUAGCUGAAGCUGGUCGUGAUGGCAAAAUUGUGAUUGCAAACUUCAGCGCGACUUGGUGUGGUCCUUGUAAGGUCGUGGCACCGUUUUACAUCGAGCUCUCUGAGAAACAUCCUUCUAUUAUGUUCCUUGUUGUUGAUGUUGAUGAACUCAGCGAUUUUAGCUCAUCAUGGGACAUAAAGGCAACACCAACAUUCUUUUUUCUAAAGAAUGGUCAGCAAAUAGGCAAGCUUGUCGGGGCUAACAAGCCUGAGCUACAGAAGAAGGUUACUUCCAUCCUUGACUCUGUACCUGAAAAUCCACAACGGCCUUGACGACGCACCCUUCUUCGCGGUGGAAAAGUGUUUGAAAGAGUCUUUUGUGUUCUCAUCAAUGGAUGUAAAAUAUGUGAAAGAUGUCAUGAAUCUUAUCCCCCAAUAUUAUAUUUUGGAAACGUCUCUAUCUAAAGGUCAAUGUUUUUUGCUCUGGUUCAA